Messenger RNA from Hordeum vulgare subsp. vulgare (domesticated barley), 728 nucleotides. RefSeq lists its product as uncharacterized. The transcript has a single exon. The coding region runs from base 133 to 435 and encodes 100 amino acids. Lineage: Eukaryota; Viridiplantae; Streptophyta; Magnoliopsida; Poales; Poaceae. The record is from RefSeq and is a predicted model, not a curated record.
UGCCUAUAUAACACAAGACAGGCGAACACGUCCCAUGCCAGCUUCCAGAUACCAACACAGAAGAAGCUCAUACACAAAAUCCUCUCUUCUUCCUCGUUGGCUCGUUGCUGCAGCACAUCAUCAUUCUCCAGGAUGCUUCUGCUCAGGGCAGCGCCGAUGUCUUACGCGAAGGUGGACAAGGUGGAUGCCGAAGAGGCGCGGCACUGGAAGGCGCAGUUCCUGAUCCACAAGGCGCUCGAGACGGGACCGACUAGGCGGCCGCAGCCGGCGGCGGCAUUUGCGAGGGUUGGCGGCUGCAGGGUCGUCAGGUCAGUGAGGAUCGGCAUCCGGCUCAAGAGGCUCAGGAUCGCCGUCCGGAGCUUCAGGCUGCGCGUCUGCCGGAGCGUCCUCAAGCACCUCAAGAAUCUCAGGAGGCUCGGAUCUCCUCGUUCUUGAUCCCCUCGAUCUCUUCCAUCUGAAAGAGUUUUUUAUGUGCCAGGGAAACUAAGCUGCCUUCUAUUUCAUUCGCAAUACCUAACAACAACAACUUCUGCCCUUGAUUUGCCCAGAAGAUUUGGGCGCGCGCGCGUGUGUGUGGAUCGAUGCAUAGUAUAGUACUAUAGUAUGUAUGUAAUUUGUAAAUGGAGCAGAUCAGGAAUGCUUGCUCCUGUUUCAGGCUUCCUUUUUCUGGAUCCUAUCCUACCUAUCUUGUUGGUCACUGACAGCUAAUGAAACUCUUAAGUUAUGUA